AUGUCAUCUGCAUCCAACCCUGCAAAUGAACCUUCACCAGCUGACACAGUCAACACACCAGCCAUAACUCCAGCUCCACCAGUCCAAUCUUUUCCCUUUCAAAGUCUUGCCCCACUCACCAUAAAACUUGAUAGAUCAAACUAUCCCUAUUGGAGGUCCCAAGCUCUCCCAGCCCUUCGGGCUCAUGAUCUUGAGGGCUAUGCUCUAGGAACAAAACACUGUCCACCUCAGUUUGUUGAUAAUACAAUCGGAGGCCCUAUACCAGAUGAACCGAGACAACUAAAUCUCGGGUUUGCGAUGUGGAGGCGCACGGAUCAAUCAGUUCUCAGUUGGCUUCUUAACUCCAUUUCUGAGUCCAUGUUUGGACAUGUGGUCAACUGUUUAUCUUCUCAUGACCUCUGGGUCACUCUGGAAAACUCAUACACCACCAGCUCUAAAGCUAGAACUCUGCAACUUCGAUUUCAGCUGCAGUCUCUCAAAAAAGGGAGUCUCUCUAUACAUGAUUAUAUUCUAAAAAUGAAAAAUAUUGCUGAUGGUUUGUCUGCCGCAGGUCAGCUUCUAUCUGAUGAUGAUUUAAUUCUUUACAUACUUGGUGGACUCGGCCAUGAAUAUGAGGCAGUGGUGGUCAACUUAACAUCUAGGCAUGAUCAAGUCACAUUGCAAGAAGUGCAAUACAUGUUGCAAAGUCAAGAAAUCCGUUUGGAACAACUCAAUUCAGCCUCAAACGACUCAUCUAUGCCUGCUGCUCAUCUCGCCACUCAAAUGCGCAGAUCUUUGAACCUUAACAGCCAUACCCAUAACCCAAACCAACACUCCAGCAGUCGUUCCUUCAAUCCCUCCGUAAAGAGGACGCACUAA
This is a messenger RNA of Cannabis sativa, 858 nucleotides long. RefSeq lists its product as uncharacterized. The record is from RefSeq and is a predicted model, not a curated record. The coding region runs from base 1 to 858 and encodes 285 amino acids. Lineage: Eukaryota; Viridiplantae; Streptophyta; Magnoliopsida; Rosales; Cannabaceae. The transcript has a single exon.